Molecule: messenger RNA, 5852 nt
Organism: Helicoverpa zea (corn earworm)
Lineage: Eukaryota; Metazoa; Arthropoda; Insecta; Lepidoptera; Noctuidae
Exons: 8
Coding region: 365-1906 (513 amino acids)
Source: RefSeq, a predicted model, not a curated record
CAAAUAUUUUAAUUGGACAAAUGGAUAUUUUAUUUGGAUUGGUGAUAAUAUUACAUUACCUUUUUAUGUGAUCCAGAUAUUUUGAGGUAAUGUUUCUUUCUUUACUCAUAAUAAAUUCCAUAAAUUCUGACUGUGAAGUAUCGUUAUUUUUUAUCUGUAUUAGAAAUUACAAAAGCAAAAUGACAGCAAACGUCAUUUUAUAAUUCAUUGCCCAAGUCGGUCGAAUUGAAUAAAGUUAUUUUUGUGCGCGAUUUUAAUAAUUCAGCGUAAAUGGAAAAUAAUAGUGUGUUGGUUGUAGGAAGGAGGUGCUAAAUUGCAGUUUUUGUGUUUCAUACUGGUGCUUGAGUGUAUUACAGUGACAUCAAUGGCUUCUACACCAAAACAAGUGAACGGCAAACCGUCGAAUAGUAACGGCUCCCUGGGAAAGCGGAAGAAAUCUCGUGGGAGCAGAGGUUCAUACCUGUCCAAAUGGCUGGACAAGACUAUGCACCACAUCCAAGAGUCCACGCCCAGUAUGGAUACGUACGAUACUUUUGUCAACCCAAACGUGAACUAUUCGAUGGGGAGUUCGCAGUUCGCACCCGGCUAUGAUCCUUACAGACACAUGUACGGAUGCGCACCUGAGCCAAUGUCUCUGCCCACGCUGCCCUCUUACUGCAACCCACCAAUGAUGCCCUUCUACGGGCCCGAAUAUAGGUACGUGCAGAGUGUAAACAAAAGCAUCCAAGUGCAGCGGCCGCGACUGCGACGCCGGAGCGACAACAAGGCUGAGGAAGUGAGCAGUACGCCAGGACACGGCACUCCAACCCAUUCAGCCAACAACUACUUGCAACCAAAGAAUCUUACAGACAGCCAGGACUUUGCUAGCUUACCACCUAUUGUGACGUCUGUGGGCGACACUAAUUCCAACAGUGACAUGAAUUUGAAUGAUAAGGAUGAAGGGAGGGAUGGCAGGAGGUACAGUGACCCUUGUGUGAGAGGCUUGCCUGAUGUAGCCAGGCCUGCUAACGGAGAUGUGGAGUCAGGGUCAGAAGCAAGUUCUGACAUGUCUGGAAGUCAGGUGGGUAGCAGACUACUGACAUGUCUUCUUGACCAAAUAACUACCCUGAAGAUGGCAAAUGAAAGACUGAAUAAAGACUUAAUGGAUACCAAAGUGGAACUGGAGAACUUGAGACAACACAAUGCCAUAUUGAAGGGAUCGAAUUCAAGUAUUGGUGCGACACCUAAUCACUCACUAAAUGAUAAUGCAUUCUUAGCGGGGCAGUACGCACCAGGCUUCCUGACCGACUUGGUGCGCGAGAUCAGGGAUGCGGCGCGCAUGCGCGAGGAUGCACUCUACUCGCGCGUGCGAGCUAUGGUCGUCGAGAGGAACGAUGUCUUUGGUAUGUCAAGAACCGAAAAGCAACUGAUUUCAAAUGAUUACCGCGAUCACGGCGUCGGCGUGUAUACUAACGGUUUGACAUCUUCGGAAGCUAAGUUCACGGAAAAAGCUCUUGAAGAGAUCAAGAGUUCUCUGCGUGCUUCGGAUGCGGACAAGCGGCGUAUGAUGGAUCGCAUCGUCAAACUGGAAGACGAAUUGCGCGUACUUAGACUCACUAACGGUAUGGAGUCGAACGAGAACAAAAUAUCGAACGGUAACGUUGAAGACGCCGACGCCGAGCGCAUGCGCCUACGCAAGGAACUCGCCGACAUGCGCAAAGCCAAACAGAACGCCGAAGAACAUUCGCUUAAACUCGAACGUCUAGUAACACAGCUACGUUCCAAAUUCAACGGGCUCCAACUGACGAACGGACCCGAUUCGUUGCCGAGCGAACCCGAACACGACACGAGCGGGCGCGCGCGCCGAACGAGCGUCAAUUCGACGAACAACUCGACCGUCGUGUUUGGCCCCGUUACCGAUUUGUAGCGAAUGGAAAUCGCGAACGCGGCCAUUUUCGUAGCCGCUGAUCUAUUCUGGUCUAUAUUGUAUAAGUUUUCUUAACAGACUUGAAAAUGCAGUAGUUUAACCGACUUUUAAUAAGGCGGUUAUUGUGAAUACGGCUUGGUAGAACGAGGCAGUUUCGACAGUGUUUCGGAUUAAAAAUAAGUGUUCUACAAUUUUGCUUGUCUUGUUUUGAAGAAUCUCAGUCACUGGAAUUGAUUAAUUUAGGUUUUCUGUGUGCCUUUUAUGCCCUCGAAUAUAAAAUAGACCCAAACACAUUUUAAUUAUGAAAGACCAUACAAAUUUUAUGAUGGCAGAAAAUAUAUUUCUACCAUAUGAUUCGGUUUUACUUUUAUAUUUUAAAUUUUUUUGACAUUAUUUCAGUUCACAAGCUACUAUUUUGAUUUUUUUUCAAUUUAGUUCCCUCAAUAUAUUUCAGAUAAAAGAAAUAUUUACAAUACCGCUAUGUUUUUGUGUUCUGUAACAUUGGUGCUCACAUUUACCUAUAACUGUGUAUACGUACUUAUAUGUAUAUUAAUUAAUACAUCACACAAUUUUAAUAACUAAUUAAUAUUUGCUCACAUUGCGUUACCUAUACUUUGGUCUCAAAAUUAUGUUUUAGUGUGCUAAAUUAUGUAACUAUGUACUAUGUGUUAAAAUAUUUAUUUGCGGCAAAUAAAAUCAUUUAUUUGUUGAUUUAAUAACUAAUUGAUAUCAUACUGUAAUAUUUAGUUGUGCAAAUGGUCCAAUUUUCAAAAGUACAGUCGUAUUGAAAACGCAUUUGACAUGAAAAAAAUAAAUAUUUAGAAUAAAAAAAAAACUAUCAUUAUUUUUGUUAUUGAUUUUGUCGGUGACUAUGUAUUUUUUAAAUACGCCUUCUUGAAUUAUUCAACUCAACAGAAACGCGUAUAUCAUCCGAUCUACCAACAAAUUAUGAUGACAUUUCGUCAAUUUACCCAACUGAUUAUUACAAGCAAUAAUGUCGCGAUCAUUUAACGAUUACAAACACAACACUAUACUUGAUCGUUUACAUAGCAAUCGGCUCGUAUUUACUAACUUCAUGCACGCCUGUUGGCGUUUGCAAUUUUCGACCAAUUGCCUUUUCACACCUUUUCAUUAAAUCAUUUUAAUGUUUGCCGUAAGUUGUAAGUUGCCAGUAUUUGUGUGCUAAUUAUUUCCUUUGUUUCUGCGUGUAAUCAUGAACAAUAUUUUAUUUAUAUGUAUACCUUUUUCGUGUUCCAAGUGAUGCUGAAAGCAGUUCUUGACUGGUAAUUAAAAAAGUAUGUAAAUUGCAUCCUUAUUACGUAUCGCCGAAUAACAGCCUCCAUAACCUUCAUUUAUAGAUAAAAAAAUCACAGAAUAAGUAUGUGACUGCUUUGUGAAACGAUGUGUGUUAAUUAAAAAAAAGCCAUGAUCUAUGUCAUUAAGGUGCAUUUUUGUAUGUCCAGUUUUCUCACUGCUCAGCUGCUAAAGUACAUGUAACAAUGCAUAAAGUUCUAUUUGUUUCUAACGAGCUAGCUGAAAUUUUGCGCACGCAAUUAAAACUUGCCCGAAGUACGGUGUUUCGUUAAUUUGUGUUGUUUGUUUGAUAAUUAAUUGAUCGAUUGCAGUCUUCUGUGAAUAUUUUGUGUCUAUAUCAAUCAGUGAAGUUUGUUCUAGCUGUUUGAUUUAGCUGGCAAACUAUGGUUUUGGUUUUCGAGUUUGAGAUUAUUGCGAUAAUUUUGAUUAAUUGUUACGAAGCUGGAAAUUAUUUUAACUGUCGAUCAAGGUUUGCUCAACCGAUUGAAAGUUGUAUUAUUUGACAAUAGUUAGCCGCAAUAUACAAAUAUACAAUAAUACUCUUACAUAAGAAAAAAAUAUAAACCAACACAUAUAUUUUAUUGUUUUGUAUAAAAACGCUCACAUCUUAGAAAUUCUGUGUUAAAAAUUAACGAGUGGCUCAUGUGAUUGUGAUGUUUAUUAUUUUAUUAUUAUUAUUUAGCGAAUUUAAUUCACUAGUUAAGUGUUUUGUGUGUGAUUGUACUUGUUUGCUCUCUAACGUUUGCAUGUUGUAAUGAAACACGAGUGAAAUUAUUAAUUGUAAUUAAAAUUUAAUAUUAAUUAACGAUUUGUAUAGUUUAGUCGGCCAACGUAUACCGGUUAUUGUAUAUUAUGGUUAAAAUAUAUUAAAAAGCAUGUACUUAUAUUGUAAUGAUAGAAUUUAAUAUUUAAAAUAAUAUGCAGUCAUGUAACUCUUUCGAAGACUAGUUGACUAGACUUACGUUUGCAAAAAUCUAAUACUGAAAUUGUGUAAUUCAUCUAAAUUAGAUUAUACAUUUUGCUAGAAAGAACUAAAAUAAAAUCACAAAAGUAAUUUUCCAGAUGUGUCACAAAAAUAUUGUUAACAUCACAUUAUAUGUAGAUAUUACGUAAUUGUUGAAAUUAACAUAAACCCUUCAUAAUACAGAUUUAAUAGAUGAUCAAUACUAACCACCGAUUUCAUCACAUUAGACUGAUUAUAACAUUUAUAACUAAUGUAUUAACUAAACGUAAGACACAUACCAAAUUGGAUUCUAAGUAGGAUCGGUUAUAAUGUAGCGAUUAAUUUAUUGAAACUUAGGCCUUAUAGUUAUGAGCAUAGAGUUUAAUUUGCAUCUAACAUAAUAAUUCUAUUGAAAUUUUCUAUCUAGAAUUAGCUUCAAGCCAAAACUCUACCAAAAACUAAGCGGAGCUCAGAAGUAUUUAAAUAACCAAUAGAAUUUCGCUAUUCUAUCAUUACAUCCCAAAUCUAUUGGUUGUUUUGAAUCUGUUCAGCUUCGCUCCGCUUAAGUGGAGUCUGGGCCUUAACAUAGUUGAUAAAAUCUGUCGAUAAAAACGUCUAUAUUAGAUGCAAAUCACUAUGCAAGUAGCAAUAAAAUAUGCGAACAAUAAAAAAUAUGCUAUCGUAAGUAAACGUUGGAAUUUAUAUAAUAUGUAUUCUAAAUUGAUGUGACAUAUAACUCGUAGCUCAGAUUAUCCAAUAGGGAAGCUUACACUUAUGUAUUGUAAAAUAGCUAUGUAUCUUAUCAUAUAUUACUCAGUAACGUUAAGUUUAUAUUAUAAAAUGGCUCGUUUUGAAGUUGAUAUAAAUUCUAGUAUAAUCUCUAAUUAACAGUGCCCUGUUGUAUUUUUUAUCACCACAAAAGUAAGCCCAGAAUAGUAUAGUCCAGCAGUCGAUAUAUUUGAAAAUAAUAGUGCUUGCAAUAUCUAGACUUUUAAUUACUAAGUCGAUAUUUUAAUUAUUUAAAUCUUUAAUAAAUAUUUACCUGUCGCAGUAGUCAACUUUAAAACGAGUCAUAAUAAAUAAAAAAUGGUGCCUUAACUACGUAACGUUGUCCGCCCAUAUAAGCAUAUUGUUGUAUCACUGUUGUACCGUGCCAUCGCUAUGGCGAACCGCUUCUUAUCGAUAACUAGUGUUGUGCAUACUAUCGACUAUUGUUCCCACUAGUGAUGUAUGAAAAAACGCAUGCCUACUCCUCAGCUAAAGUCUGUAUAUUGUUAAAUAUAUGCACUUUUAGAUAUUGGACAUUAUAAAUUGUAAUAUCUCAUUGUAUAGGUGCAUAGAAUAGAUAUCUAGUAAAAGUUAAAAUGAUAAAUUAAUAGUAAAUGCCCAAAAUAUACUCAACUGAAAUAACUAAACCAAAUAUAUCGUGUUUUUACAUAUUUCUACAUUAAUCCAUAUACAGAAGACAAUAUGAAUCAUCUUAAAGAUUAUUUUUCAAGAGUUGUCAGUUAUUUUUGAAUCCAAGUGUACCUAAGUGUAACCAUUACUUACUGCCAGUUGUGAUAGUCCAAAAUACUCGAUUUGUGCUAUUAAACUCAUGUUAAUCGUUUCACACACAUUUUCCAUGUUAUUAUAUAAUAGUUAUUGAUAUAGUAUGAUGGGGGUUUUAAUAAAUGAUAUAAAAACUAA